This is a messenger RNA of Lachancea nothofagi CBS 11611, 696 nucleotides long. Lineage: Eukaryota; Fungi; Ascomycota; Saccharomycetes; Saccharomycetales; Saccharomycetaceae. The record is from the annotation of a GenBank genome assembly.
AUGGAUAGCAGAGGAUACUUAAAGUCGUAUGGGUGGGUUGAAGGAGAGGCACUCAAAGUAGGGGGGUUGAAGAGACCAAUUUUGGUCAAACACAAGAGGGACAAAAAAGGACUUGGGUCAGCCCCAGGCGGAGAUGAUGGCGAUAUGUGGUGGGAAACAUUGUUUGAUGGGCACUUGAAAAAUCUGAACGUUAAUGGAUCGGGCAAUGGAGAAAUCAAGUUUGAACAAAAAGAGGUUCAAAGUAGUGUGGCUUCAAAGAUGAACUCACCAUUGUACAAAUGGUUUGUGAAGGGAGAAGGCCUCAAAGGAACCAUAAAGCAGAAAGAACCGAGUGAGGAGAAUAGUAACUCGCGAAAGAAACGCAGGCGUACAGAUGAGGAAAACGAAAGUCGAAGUAAAUUGGAAAAAAGUCAUAAAGUUAAGAAAGCUAAGAAACUUUCGAAGGAGGCAGAAAAGAGUAGUAAGAAAGAUAGAAAAAGCUCAAAGAAAAGCAAAAAGCACAAGGUAACGAAGUCGUCUACUAAGGAUGGCAAGAGUUCAAAAAAAGCUUCAAAAGCUAGUGAGAACUCCAAACAUGACAAGAAACAUAAGAAAGACAAAAAGCGCUCGAAAAAAGAUAAAGAAGAUGGUACGGAAACCAGAAAAAAAGAGCACAAGAACGGCCCAAGUGUGGAAUGCACCAAGAGUAAAGCAUAA